GACUACAUUUCACAGAUUGCAAACUGGAGAUAGUGCAAUGCUGCAAUUGGGAAUGAUUACUACAUCACUUGGUAGUAUCCGAAAGCUCAAUGGGGAUCGGCUGCACCGAACCACCCGAACUUUGACCUCAAUUCAUUGGUAGUUACAGGCUACGACUGUUAGUUAGGCGGGAGCCUUCUUGGCGUUUGAUGUGGGAGACGGGACGAGAUAGCCGGAGGCGAUGGACGGAGCGAGACCCGGCAAUGUCAUUAGGCGGCAGCCUCAUUCCACUCGAAGAAGCCCCUUGGAAGCCGCCGUGGCUCUGGCUCUCUUGAUUAUCGCAUACUGGGCUUUCUCUGCGACUAGAAGCCCCAGCAAUGUCAGUCGAGCUAACUCCGGAGGAGGCUGCAACUUCCCGGCAAUCUUCAACUUCGGCGACUCCAACUCUGAUACUGGUGGCAAAUCCGCCGCCUUCCAUCGGAUUCCUUAUCCCAAUGGCGUGACAUUCUUUGGUAAGCCAUCUGGCAGGUACAGCGACGGGAAAGUGAUCCUCGAUUUCGUCGCUGAGAAAUUGGGACUCCCAUAUCUGACUGCGUAUUUGGACUCCAUUGGAGCCAAUUUUCGACACGGGGCAAAUUUUGCCACAGGAGGUUCAACAAUCGAGCCGCUGAAUACUAGAAUAUUCCAGGGAGGAUAUAGCCCUAUCUCGCUCGACAUUCAGCUCUGGCAGUUUGAACAGUUCAAGGCACGAACCCUCGAGCUUCAUGAAGAAGGCAGUUCGUACGCCAAGACUGGACUCCCAAGACCAGAAGAUUUCGGCAAGGCAUUGUACACCAUCGAUAUUGUGCAAAAUGAUCUUCACUCUGCUUUGGAAUCGAUGACCGAGGAACAGAUGUUGGAAUUACUUCCGAGCCUAACCACUCGACUGGCCGGAGCAGUUGAUAAACUAUACCAGCAAGGAGCUAGAGCAUUUUGGAUACAUAAUACGGGUCCGAUAGGUUGCUUGCCUUUUUCCGUCAUCACGUAUCCCCCGGAACCAAACAAUGUGGAUGGAAAUGGUUGUGUGGCUUCCCACAAUGAAAUCGCUCAAGCAUUAAACCGGUUGCUUAAGGAUCAAGUGUCCAAGCUCAGACUGCGACUCCCAGAUGCGAAGUUAAACUUCAUUGACUUAUACUCGGUGAGGUAUUCCUUGAUCUCCGAAGCCAAGAAGCACGGUUUUGCUGACCCUUUAGGAUGCUGUUGUGGCCGCUACGGAGAUAGGCAUUUCGACUGUUGGAAGAAGGCGGUCGUGAAUGGGACUGAGAUUUCCUUGACUCCGUGCCGGGAUCCGCUGAAGGUGAUAAGUUGGGACGGCGUUCAUUAUUCUCAUGCUGCAAAUGAGUGGGCAGCUGAACGAAUUAUCAAUGGUUCUCUAUCAGACAUUCACGUUCCAUUACUCGAAUCAUGUCCGAACCCUGCUAGUCCGUGAUCAUCAGGCACGCAUCCCAAAUUCAUAGUUCUCGUUUGAACCACAACCAUAGUUCUAAUUAGAUCCCAUGAAAAUUAACGCGGAAUCUGUUUCAGUCUACAGUCAUCACGGAUAGAAUCUUUCUUUGAUCCAAUGGUGUAACAUCCUGCUUACAAAUUGCAAUGGACCAUGAGAUGCAAUGAUCCAUUGCCUUGAGCAUGCCAGUCAAAGGAUUUUCAUUUGCUUUCACAUUUUACCAUUUACGAAUAGAAUCUCUGUAACCACGAGGUGUGAAUUUAAAUCAGAGUCCGUAUUGUAAAAUU
Messenger RNA from Punica granatum (pomegranate), 1749 nucleotides. NCBI's taxonomy places the organism in Eukaryota, Viridiplantae, Streptophyta, Magnoliopsida, Myrtales, Lythraceae. The record is from RefSeq and is a predicted model, not a curated record.